GAAGAAGAAGAAAAGGCUUGAAAAUAAAGGAGAGGUCCCGAAAGAAGUAUAAAAGGGAUGGAUGUUUACCAGAACACAGAUAGAAAGAAAGAAAGAAAGAAAGAAAUCCAACCGCUCCUUUUUUUUUCUCCAAAAUGGCCCCCAUCACGCAGUAUAUCAGUGCUUUCUUCGCCUCUCUCUCUCUCGUUCUUCCUCCUACAGCAGCAGCAACAUCAUGCUGUAACCCAGAGGUGGGAACCCAUAUGCACCACGAAUACAUCCUCAACAACUACCUCGACAUCUGGAACGGGGAUCUCUCCCUCAUCAACUCGACCUUCUCCCCCGACCUCGCCUUCCAUUCCGAUCGCUUCCCCUCCUCCACCGGCGUCGGCAGCGUCGCCAUCCAAAUCCCCACGGCGCAGGCAUUCCGCGCUUUCGUCAUCCGGUCCCGGACAGGCUGGAACCAGUAUACAUUCCACCCGUACAAGUGGGCCGCGGAUGGACUGAACAUCGCGGUCCGCUGGCGCCUCGAGGCCGUAAUGGGCCACAAUUUCACUCUUGCUCCAACGACGUUGAAGCCCGGGGACCCGGUGACCUAUAACGGCACGGAUUUCCUCCUGCUGGACCCGUGCACGGGCUUGAUUGAAGAAGCCAAUAUUGCGCAGGAUCUGAUUACCUUUUUCCAUAAUUUGGGAUUAGAGGCCGUUACGGUGUAAUCUGUUUGGGUACAUGUUGAAUCACCGAUGUACUAUAUACCUGAUCUGAUGGCUACCUUAAUCAAGCCAGAUAGGGGAGCCACUAGAAGAGUUGCAUGGAGGAAUUUUUAUCUGCCCUAGUUUGUAUUGUGAUUGGGAAGAAAAAGGGGGUGGGAUACUUUGCCAGAAUUUGCUAUGGUUAUUUCAUCGUGUGAUUAGAAUAGAAUAGUUAGUUCCCGUCCUGUUUAGAUAUGUACUGCAUUUUAUCUGGACAGAUAUAUAUCAUAUAUGUAUAC
Molecule: messenger RNA, 970 nt
Organism: Aspergillus ochraceoroseus IBT 24754
Lineage: Eukaryota; Fungi; Ascomycota; Eurotiomycetes; Eurotiales; Aspergillaceae
Exons: 2
Coding region: 135-695 (186 amino acids)
Source: RefSeq, a predicted model, not a curated record